GAGGGAGAGAGAGAUAGUGUUUUCGUACUUGAUGAGGCUUUUGGCGGAGUGGGUUUCGUGCGGGUGGCGAGCGGCGCGGCCGGAGGAGGCGGCGUCGGAGCGGCGGGGGCCGCAGGAGAAGGAGCGGCCCUCUCCCGGAGAGGGCGUAGUGCGGCGGCGCCGCCGUAGGAGGGCGGCGGCCUACGGCGGUGGCGGCGGCGGCGGCGGCGGCGCGGCCGAUCCUUGGAGGCCCUCGCUCGGGGACAUCUACGAAGAGAACGCCGCUACGGAGGCGGCGCCACUCGCCGACGCCGCCGCAGCCGCCGCGGGCCCUGCGACGAAGCUCAUCAGCGCCGGAUCCUCAGGUAGGGUUUCGCCCCGCGCUCGCACCGGCGAGUUCAGGCAACUUGAAGUGACUACAAUAUCUCCAGCAUUUACCCCUACGGCCUUUCUGUUCUAAUUAUAGUUGCAUCUGGGAGCAGAAUAUUAUUAGGGGAAAUGGGAUUGAAGCAAACUUAAAUAAAAAAAAAAAAAGAAAAAGGAAAAAAGGAUGGAUGAGAGAAGAAGAUAAAUUCUGUGGAUAUAAAAUUUCUUUCCUGUAACUUUUCUCCCACUUUGUACAAAAUUAAUUAAGUGUGAUUAAUAAUGUUUGAUAAUA
This is a messenger RNA of Ananas comosus (pineapple), 637 nucleotides long. RefSeq lists its product as uncharacterized. NCBI's taxonomy places the organism in Eukaryota, Viridiplantae, Streptophyta, Magnoliopsida, Poales, Bromeliaceae. The transcript has 2 exons. The record is from RefSeq and is a predicted model, not a curated record. Bases 32 to 439 code for a protein of 135 amino acids.